AUAAACACGUAUUUUUUCAAUCCGUGAGAUAAUUAUGCCGAGAGCUGUUUUGUAAACGAAAACUUUUGUGAAUUAAACUUGUGUUCUAUGUGAUCAUCCAACUACAAUCAUGUCUAGACAUCGGAAUGUGCGCAACGCUGUCUACGAUGAUUACGAUGAUGACGACUAUCGAUAUGGCCACUCGGUCGAAGAUGAUUGCAUCUCGCCGACGGAUGCACAACAAUGGAUGUACGACCGUGCCAGGGGUCAGCAAAGCAUGUCCGAGUUCCUUGCGAACAAUCGCGAUAUAGAGGAAGAAGAUGAUGAGGAAAUCGCCGUGGCAACCGCGGGCACCGCUCACAAGAGACGCGACUCGGAGUGCUACCAAAUGCCAGAGCUCAACGAUGAAGACCGUGCCCGGUUGCUGUCUUGCAUGGAUGAAAUCAGGGAUAUUAUUGGCGACUCGAGCACCGACCGGCAGAUGGUGGAGGCAAUCAUGAAGCACGAUUACGACUGCAGCAAGGCAUUGGACGAGAUACUGAACAGCAACAAGACACCUCCGACGGCCGGCAGAUCCGGUACCAAACUAACGAGCGAGAAAAUUGAAAAAGGUAUUGGGGAGCGAUUGCUGGAACGGUCGGAAAAGAAGAUGCAGACGGCAUCGCAGAAUGUACCAACCGUCAUUGCAACACCGGCACCGGAGACAAACCUUCCAGCGCGUCCAUCUAUGGCUGCUUCGACGGUCGUUGUAACACCGGUGGCAAGGAAAACUCUCGGUUUCGAGAUCAGCAGCCCACAGGGACAGUCGCCAAGCGUUUCUGGGCGAAACACUCCCGAACUCGGGUCUGACGAAGGCAAACUACAACAGCUGCACAACCAGUCGCUAAAGUCGACCCCGAAAGAACCAGUUCGUAACGCGAAGGAACUGUUCACUAAAGAGCGCGGUACAAGGAAAGAGCAUAUUCACAUGGUUGUGAUCGGACACGUCGAUGCGGGCAAGAGCACUCUGAUGGGUCAUCUGCUGUACGACACGGGCAACGUAUCGCAGCGUGUCAUGCACAAGCAUGAACAGGAAAGUAAGAAGCUGGGGAAACAAAGCUUCAUGUAUGCCUGGGUGCUGGAUGAGACGGGUGAGGAACGCGAGCGGGGCAUUACGAUGGAUGUUGGAAGCACCCGGUUCGAGACAGCAACGAAAGAGAUAACACUUCUCGAUGCUCCAGGACACAAGGAUUUUAUACCGAACAUGAUUUCUGGUGCAAACCAGGCCGACGUUGCGCUGCUCGUCGUUGACGCUACCCGGGGUGAGUUUGAGACCGGAUUUGAACAAGGUGGUCAAACCCGAGAACAUGCCCUGCUCGUGCGAUCGCUCGGUGUGAGCCAGCUGGGUGUGGUGGUCAACAAGUUGGACACGGUCGGGUGGUCCAAAGAUCGGUUUGAUGAGAUCGUGAAUAAGUUAAAGGUGUUCCUUAAGCAAGCCGGCUUUCGCGACUCGGAUGUCACGUACGUUCCUUGCUCUGGUCUAACGGGUGAAAACCUGGUAAAGGAUCCGACAGACCUUGGCUUGAUUCAGUGGUACAACGGUCCUACGCUACUGAAAGUUAUCGAUACUUUCAAAACACCUGAACGUGCAAUUGACAAACCCUUCCGUAUGUCGGUGGCGGACAUUUUCAAAGGGACUGGUUCGGGCUUUUGCAUAUGCGGUCGCAUCGAGUCGGGCGUCGUGUGCAUCAACGACAAACUGCUCGUCUGUCCCAGCAAGGAGCAGGCUGUCGCAAAGAGCAUCUUCAUCGAUGAGCUUCCUCAGCAGACUGCUUUCGCCGGCGAUCAGAUAUCGCUCACGUUGACCAACAUCGACAUCAGCAACAUCGCCGUUGGAUACAUUCUGUCCAGCAUCUACCACCCGGUACCGCUGGCCACCCGCAUUUUGGCCCGUAUCGUAGUUUUCAACAUCAAAGUUCCGAUCACGAUGGGUUACCCGGUGCUGUUGCACCACCAGUCGCUCAUCGAACCGGCCACCAUUCGCAAGCUCAAGGCCCAGCUACACAAAGGCACCGGAGAGGUGGUAAAAAAACACCCGCGCUGCUUAGGCAACAAUUCGUGCGCACUAGUUGAACUUGAAUUUCAACGCCCCAUCGGUAUGGAGCGGUAUGCGGACUUUAAAGAUUUAGGACGAAUUAUGUUGCGUGUGGGAGGCGUGACGAUUGCCGCGGGUCUUGUUACCGAAAUUAUUAAGUAAAGCGAUGACGAUCCAGCCCGAAUUAUUUUCUCUUGUUUCAGGAUUGUUUUUCACUUUUUUUUAUAUUUGCUGAACUCCAUGUGAUGGAAUAAAUUAUGAAACAAU
Messenger RNA from Anopheles coustani, 2320 nucleotides. RefSeq names its product protein HBS1 (gene HBS1). The record is from RefSeq and is a predicted model, not a curated record. The transcript has 6 exons. NCBI's taxonomy places the organism in Eukaryota, Metazoa, Arthropoda, Insecta, Diptera, Culicidae. Gene Ontology annotation, molecular function: GTPase activity; GTP binding. The coding region runs from base 110 to 2215 and encodes 701 amino acids. Gene Ontology annotation, biological process: translation.